AGCUGGACUCGGCUAAUCCCGAUAGCUUGACUGGACGCAUCGACUUUGAACUAUACUGAAUAAAUCAACAUGUCUGCGGUUUACAAAGAUGACCAGGAGGACUGGCUCACUGUGUGUCUCAAGUACUUGCUUUUUGUCUUCAACUUUCUCUUCUGGUUGGGGGGAGCUGCAGUUCUGGGUGUGGGAGUUUGGACUCUGAUCGAGAAGAGCGACUACUUGAGUCUGCUGGCAUCCAGUACUUUUGCAGUGUCAGCUUAUAUCCUGAUCCUGGCAGGCAGUCUGGUGGUGCUCACUGGUUUCUUGGGCUGUUGUGCUGUGAUCCGCGAACAGAAGAGCUGCCUCUCAACAUAUUUCUUCCUACUCCUGCUGAUAUUCCUUAUUGAACUUGUGGCUGGAGUAUUGGCUUAUGUCUACUACCAAAGGCUAAGUGAAGAGUUAAAACAGCAUCUUAGUCAUACUAUGACUGAAAACUAUGCCCAACCAGAAAAGGAUGCCAUCACAUUAGCUGUGGACAGACUGCAACAGGAUUUCAAAUGUUGUGGAAGUAACAACUCUCAUGACUGGACCGUAAGUGCCUACAUGCUGUCAAAAGAAUCAGAAGGCAGAGUGGUGCCUGACAGCUGCUGUAAAACUAUGACUCCUUUUUGUGGAAAAAGAGAUCACCCCUCCAACAUCUACAAAGUCGAGGGAGGAUGUAUAACAAAGUUGGAGAAGUUUCUUGCAGAUCAUUUGUUGGUCAUCGGAGCUGUGGGGAUUGGAGUGGCUUGUCUGCAGAUUUGUGGGAUGGUGCUGACCUGCUGCCUGUACAAAAGGAUCAAGAUGGAACCUUAUUGACUUAAAGGAGAAUUCAUUCAAACGGAGCACUAACACACUGACAACUGAACUUUAAGAUCUGAAAUAUUUACCAUGGACAUUUUGCACAUAUCUUAUGUCCCUAGGGAUGUAAUGCUGCCUAUGUUAUGCACGGUUUAAAACAGAAAGAAGAAUGGCCUUAAAAUGUUAGCCUUUAUUUUAUAGUCCAAAUGAGAGACUAAUUUAAUCAAGUAACAUAUAUUCUGUACAUUACCAUAUGUGCCUGUAUUGCAACAUUACAGUUCACAGUUAAAUUAAAUAACUUGUACGAGUUUAAUUAGUAUCUCAGCAAAUUAUAUAUUUCAUACUCUUAGUUCUAAUCAAUUAUUUUAUUGCUUUGGCACAUUUGUUUUGACAACCUUUGACAACUUGUACUUUAACUGUUUAUUUUUAUUUUUUGUAGGCUAUAAGAUAUUUAACAAUUAACCUGUGUCCCUAGUAAACUUGGAAUACACAUAUCCAAUGAUUCCCACUGAUAUUAGUUAAAAUAUGGGUUUGACUACAUUAAUGGCACACGCUAUAGAUGAUGCACACCAUGUAACCACUAGAGGGAGACAGAGAAUCAGUUUUCUUCGAAAAAGUACCAUCGUUUUCCACUUGAA
Molecule: messenger RNA, 1454 nt
Organism: Periophthalmus magnuspinnatus
Lineage: Eukaryota; Metazoa; Chordata; Actinopteri; Gobiiformes; Gobiidae
Gene: tspan11
Product: tetraspanin 11
Exons: 8
Coding region: 70-834 (254 amino acids)
Cellular component (GO): membrane
Source: RefSeq, a predicted model, not a curated record